Didymodactylos carnosus is the source of this 315-nucleotide messenger RNA. The record is from the annotation of a GenBank genome assembly. Lineage: Eukaryota; Metazoa; Rotifera; Eurotatoria; Philodinida; Philodinidae.
AUGGAAACAAAUUACAUUAUAAAAGACAAACGAAAACAAAUAGUAAUUAAAAUGUUUUUGAAACAAAAGUCAUCAAUUAUUAUUAAUGUAACAAAAAUUUUUCAAAUUGUUUUUAUUAAUGAUGAUGAUGAUGAUGUGGGUAUGGCUGUUGAUGUCCGUGUGGAAAAUGUGGCGGUCCAGGAUGAUGAUGAUGAUGUGGCGGUGGUGGCGGCGGAUAAAAAUGUGGUUGUGGAUGAUGGUGGUGAUGUUGUUGGGGAUGAUGAUGGGGAUGAUGAUGAUGAUGUUGAUCGUAAGGCGCUUGUCCCAUGUUUUUGA